AUGCCGUCCCAUACCAUCAGCCAGAAGGCUAUGUCGUAUUUAGAAUCAUAUGUUGAUAUUGCUAUUGACAGCGGCACAGGUGCGCCCGACCUUCCGUUUGCUCUCGUCCAUGUUGUAAAUGCGCAGAAUAAGGUACUCUUCUCCCACGGCAAUGCUCCGGACAAACGGCCUACAUCGAGCUCCAUGGUCAUCGUUCAAUCUCUAACAAAGAUUGUCGGGGCGAUGGCUUACAUGCAGCUCGUCGAGAAAGGUCUCGCGACUCUCGACGAUCCCGCCACUAUCGAUACUUGGCUGCCUGAACUGGCCGCCAAACAGGUCUUGGCUGGAUAUACCAUCGAUCCCGAAACCGGAAAGAAAGUAUGGCAGCUAGAAGAUAGAAGAGGCGACAUUACAGCAAGGAUGCUGAUGAAUCACACCUACGGCGGUGGCCAUACUUACUUCAACAAGCUGUUGUUAGAGUAUAUACAGGACCUCGGCGAAGGUGUCUGGGAAACAACAAACGAAGCAUCAGACCCUUAUGCGGUACUCCUCGCGAGCCCUCUACUCUGGCAGCCAGGCACGCAUACAAACUACGGUCAGGGCCUGGACUGGAUCGCCGUCCUCAUCGAGCGCAUCACCAAGCAAUCCCUUGCCUCGUACCUCCAAGACAACAUUUUCGAUCCACUUGGUCUAAAGGAAAUCGGUUUCGAGCCACAGUACGGCGGCGACGUCGUAUCGUCGCCGCACAACACCGGCAAGUUCUGGCCUAGGAAGCUGCGGAGUGGUGAAGGUUUUGUCAGUAUCGAUCCCCCCAAGCCUGAGAUAGUGAGAAGAGGUGACGCAUUCCCCGGUAAGGGCAAUCACCAUGUCGGUUGCUUGGGAACGGGAUUAAUUGCUAGCGUGGAGGAUUAUGCGCACCUUGUUACUGUCCUCCUACCGCGGAACGCCGGUGUGGAUCCUGUGAGUGGCCGGCGCAUACUCUCCUCAGAAAGCGCCAUGGAAAUUUGUCGUCCGCAAUUGCCUGAAGCUCUUCGCAACGACUCUCGCUGUUUACUAGACUCGGCUGCGGCUCCUAUUAUUGUCCCUGUGGAUCUUUCUGCACCGCUUCUUGAUCCGCACGGUAGCUUUGGUUUGGGUUGUGGUGUACAGGGGGCGGAUAGGGAACUUGCUAACGGAGACAAGGGGAGAAGCGAGGGGAGUGUGUAUUGGUAUGGUGCGACGAAUGUUGAGUUUUGGAUCGAUAGAGAGAAGGAAAUUGUAGUGGCUGUUUGGGGGAACUACUAUCCUUUUUGCGAGCAGGCUUGGAUGGAUUUUGUUGGUGGUGUGGAAGGGCUUUUGUAUAAGGGGCUGGAAAGGGAGUAG
Messenger RNA from Alternaria burnsii, 1341 nucleotides. RefSeq lists its product as uncharacterized. The record is from RefSeq and is a predicted model, not a curated record. The transcript has a single exon. The coding region runs from base 1 to 1341 and encodes 446 amino acids. NCBI's taxonomy places the organism in Eukaryota, Fungi, Ascomycota, Dothideomycetes, Pleosporales, Pleosporaceae.